UUCAAGUUGGGUCAGCUUUGAUUUGACAUUUGGCUGAUUUCGGCUGUUACGAGAAAAUUGUGUAUUGUGUACAUUUUUUGUGUACAGGUAUAUUCUGAAGAAAACAUUUAAUAAGUUUACUUGAAACCAUAGAAAGGUUACGAAGAAUGGAACCAGACGAGAUCGAGAUCUCAAAGCCAGAAGCAAAUAUUCGGAACGAUAAAAAUGUCAUCGAUUACGACGAAGACAGAUUGCAUGAGAUGACAGCAUCCUAUUCAGAGAUAUCGUUUGAUUCACAAUCCUCACCGCCUAUCUCCGAACUGAGAUCACUGAUUGAUUCUCCAGACAUCGAUAGCGGAAAGUAUUUUGACAACAAUCUUGAGAAAAUGGCUGGGAUUGGUCACAGACCGGAUCAGUUGGAUUUGAAGAGCAGAGGUGGGAGUCCCACGGAAGACGACGAUCUCGAUCCACCGAGUUAUCACAAGGCCAUAGGUUACCUGCAGUUAGAAGGUAGAGUGAUGCAGGAUGGCGAUAUGGUGUUGUUCGUCACCGAGGAUCUGGAAAACAAGAUCAAGUUGUCCAGUCCUGUGACCAAGAAAGGAGAAACCCCGUCAUUUCCGGGAUCGCGUAGUUCAACCCCGUGCUUGUACAGACAAGCUCUGACUCCACAGUUACCGUCUCUCGAUCAUAACGUACUGAAUGAACUGGAAAUGGAAGCUAGAAAAAUUGCGACCUCCGUGGACGCGUUGACCGAAAAUCUGGCUGCAAUUUUACAAAAUGCGUCAGCUCUCACAGUUGGUUGUUUAGAAACUUACAGAGAUGCGGUAUGCAAAACGUGCGACGCAGUGGAUCACAAUAUAAAAUCAAUGUAUCAAUUGAUGGCAAAGUGCGAGGAACUGUCCAAGUCGAUGGCACCAAUUUACAAGUUAGCCGAACAAGUCAAAGAGAUAAAGAGAAUGUUGGAACUCUUCGAGAUGAAUCUGUAGAGUAUCAUGGGGAAGAGAAACGCUGCAGCGUCUCGAUGGCGAUUAAUCGUCUUGUCGUACGUUUGUUGGAAACUGCACAUUGUCGUAUUUUAAUUCAUGAUGCAGCUGAAAUUAUUACGUAUAAGGUACAAUGAUGUUUUUGCUUUUAUGAAAUUAAUCGAGCAAGUAACAGAGAGGAUUUAAUUUAUCGAAUAUUUUCUACGAUUCUCACGAGAGAUACACAAAAUACGUAAAAAAAAAAUACGAUAACUUUGAUAUUUAAAUAUAUAUAUAUAUAUAUAUUACGCGUUUACAACAAUAGUUGAUUAGUAAUAGCUGAUUAAAAAAAGUGCUGUUUGUUGAAAAAUAGUUUUACACAGUGCAAUCGUUAAAUGAUGGGUUUAAUUUAUGCACGUUAACGCGAUGUUAGUUCCUAUACAAUUAUUUUCCAUAUUAUUUUGUACAUAUGUGCUGGAGGUAUAAGAGUUAAAUAAAAGCAAGAUUCUGUUUUA
This is a messenger RNA of Pseudomyrmex gracilis, 1456 nucleotides long. RefSeq names its product BLOC-1-related complex subunit 6 (gene BORCS6). NCBI's taxonomy places the organism in Eukaryota, Metazoa, Arthropoda, Insecta, Hymenoptera, Formicidae. The record is from RefSeq and is a predicted model, not a curated record. Gene Ontology annotation, cellular component: BORC complex. The transcript has 4 exons. The coding region runs from base 147 to 965 and encodes 272 amino acids. Gene Ontology annotation, biological process: lysosome localization.